Messenger RNA from Gossypium arboreum, 2605 nucleotides. Its product is annotated as serine/threonine-protein kinase STY13-like. Lineage: Eukaryota; Viridiplantae; Streptophyta; Magnoliopsida; Malvales; Malvaceae. Bases 560 to 1657 code for a protein of 365 amino acids. Gene Ontology annotation, molecular function: ATP binding; protein kinase activity. Gene Ontology annotation, biological process: protein phosphorylation. The transcript has 8 exons. The record is from RefSeq and is a predicted model, not a curated record.
ACUCUUGUUAUAAGACAGCACCCAGAUGGAGUGAAAUAAAAGGAGUCAGUCAAGUUGAACUAGAAGGAGAAAGAUUAGGAAAUGAUGAAGAGCAGAUUUGAUGUUGUUCUAGUCUUCUUUCCCUAUGAGUUUUGAUGACACAUGUUUGGAGAUUGGACUUUCAACGUAUCUUCCCUUGCUUUCCUUACUUUGCUGUAGUUUGGGGUAUCUUUCAUCAUACCAUCUACUUUCCUCCAUCUUUAACUACAGUACAGUACACGUGGGGUUCGUUUCUUUUGCCUUCUUUCAUUUAGGACACAUCCAACCCAUUACACUUAUGAAACAUUGCAUCUUUGAGGUUUAUUAUCGAAAACAUUCACCACCCCAGAUCAUAUCUUUUUCUGCUUCUCUCACUCUCUUCCCAUAACUCCAGCUUUUUGGUGAAUGAAUGAGCAUUGAAAAAGCUUCCAUCUUUUCGAGUUUCUGAUAUAUGUUUUUUUUACUAUUUACAAAGGGGGUAAACUUUUAUGAUGAUUACUUGCUAGAUAUAGAUGUUUGAGCCCUUUCCUCUUUUAGAAUUAUGGAUUCUGGGAGUAGGAUUUACACGGCUGAUGAGUUCAAAUUGGAUGCUAAAUGGUUGAUUGAUCCAAAGCAUCUCUUUGUUGGUCCAAGAAUCGGAGAAGGAGCUCAUGCCAAGGUCUAUGAGGGAAAAUCUAAAAACCAGACUGUUGCAAUUAAAAUACUUCAUAAGGGAGAAACUCCUGAGGAGAUAGCCAAGAGAGAAGGACGGUUUGCAAGAGAGGUUGCAAUGUUGUCUAGAGUGCAGCAUAAAAAUCUAGUGAAGGAGCCUGUAAUGGUGAUAGUUACUGAGCUUCUGCUGGGUGGGACUCUACGGAAGUAUUUGCUGAACAUGCGGCCGAGGUGCUUAGAUAUGCGUGUUGCUAUUGGUUUCGCACUUGAUAUAGCUUGUGGUAUGGAAUGCUUGCAUUCUCAUGGGAUCAUACACCGUGAUCUGAAGCCUGAAAACUUGCUUUUGACAGCAGACAAUAGAACAGUUAAACUAGCAGAUUUUGGCUUAGCGCGAGAGGAACAUACCGCUGAAACAGGAACAUACCGCUGGAUGGCUCCAGAGUUGUACAGCACUGUCACAUUAAGGCAAGGAGAAAAGAAGCAUUAUAACCAUAAAGUGGAUGCCUACAGCUUUGCGAUUGUGCUAUGGGAGCUCCUGCACAACAAGUUACCAUUUGAAGGCAUGUCAAAUCUCCAGGCAGCAUAUUCAGCUGCUUUUAAGAAUGUGAGGCCUAGUGCUGAAAACCUGCCGGAGGAAUUGGCCAUCAUUCUAACAUCAUCUUGGAAGGAGGACCCAAAUGCUCGUCCUAAUUUCAGUGAAAUAAUCCAGAUGCUCCUAAAUUUUAUUUCUGGUAUGUGUCCUCCUGAGCCAACAGCUAUUCCUCCUCGAAUUUUUGCUUCAGAGAACUCCAUCUUGGCGCCCGAGUCUCCAGGUACGAGCUCUUUGAUGGGAGUCCGUGACGAUUCUGAGGAAACCCCCAAAGCCAGGAAAGAUAAAAAACAGAGGAGUUUCUUCUUCUGCUUUGACCAUGUUGGAAUCAAAAGAAGCCAAAGAGGGCUCGCUUGCCUAACAAGGGGUUCCAAUAUCUUACUCAAGAUAUUUCAGUGAAAUAGUUCCGAGAAAGCAGGCAAGCUUAAAAUAAUUUUUCUUGAUGCUAAGGAUUCGAUUCUGGAACUUUUUUUUCAGAGGGGUUGAUGGCAAAUUAGUUUGAUUCCCAUUAGCAAAAUUCGAGAGGAUCUGCUUUUCAGGGUAUCUUUUUGGCUCUAACAAACGUGUCUCCUAAACCAGCCACUGGAACCUCAAACACGUGUUCACUAUCAUAAAGAAAUUCUGAUUCCUGUAUAGGUCAUUGAAUAAUGCAGCAGCUUCUAAUAUUACAAGCUUACUCAUAGCCAUAGUUGGAAGCGAAGGGAGUAGUACAGACAACAAUGAGAAGGAGCUUAGUAUAUACUCCCAGACAGAAUUCCGGUUGGGACACCACGUCCCAAGACUACCAAGCUCAUCUUUCCCGAAUGGAAAGAUCAGCCACCAUGAUCCCUGGUGCCCCUCAGUACCCCAAUGUCCACAAGGCCUUCAACAACAAGGUUGAGUUUCCAGAAGAAGAUCAGUGCGCUGAGCGGUCCCCAACGGCAAACUCCCGAAAGAAGGUUCAGGUGGUUGAGCAUGCAGAGACCGUUGAUGAAGCCACCCUUGAUUCUCAAGCUGAUGGCUACAUCCAGCAGAAACACAAAGCCUUUGAACUGUGCAAAUGGAAGACCUUCAAAAUGCACUAGAGUCUGAGACUUUUGGAGCAAGCAUGUCGAUCAUGAUUUAACGACAGGCCACGUAACUUAAAUAUAUGAAGUAUUGCUGCUCAUACACUAGUUAAAUAAAUGACCUGUCACUGUCUUGGAGAGCUACCAAGACUCUGUGUUCUCUUUUUUCUCUUUUUCUUUGUAAGUUUUGCUUGGAUAGCAUAGUAAUUGCUCUUAGGUGUGGCCUGAUAUGUAGUUGCUGUUAAUUGAAAAUUAUUUAUGAAUACUAAUAUAUAGUAUACACAUAUACAUUACCUUCGUA